Pichia kudriavzevii is the source of this 498-nucleotide messenger RNA. RefSeq lists its product as uncharacterized. Bases 1 to 498 code for a protein of 165 amino acids. Lineage: Eukaryota; Fungi; Ascomycota; Pichiomycetes; Pichiales; Pichiaceae. The transcript has a single exon. Gene Ontology annotation, biological process: negative regulation of ATP-dependent activity. Gene Ontology annotation, molecular function: ATPase inhibitor activity. Gene Ontology annotation, cellular component: mitochondrion. The record is from RefSeq and is a predicted model, not a curated record.
AUGUUGUGGCGCAUGCAUAGUUACGUGUGGCGCAGUAUCGGUUCAGUUUUGCUUUACUCUUUUGUUUCGACGCGUCUAUAUGGGGAAAUAGCUAUUUUUGUGUGCGUUUGUUCUUUGGGGUUCUCUCAUUUGCGAGAUUUCCGUGAACGCAGAAAAUGGCUGGGGUUGCCCAUACAUGAGAAAAUGGCUGGCACUUGUGGAGAACCCUUCUCCAUUGUAAGCAACAAAAGUACCCAAACACACACACUAAUCGAUAUGUUAGCAAGAAGAGCAUUAACUGCAGUCCCAAGAAGAAUUGUUUCCGUUAGAGCAUACACCGAAGGUGCUACUGGUGCUACCAGAUCUGACGGUAGUGCUGACUCUUUCACCAAGAGAGAAAAGGCACAAGAGGAUUUCUACAUCAGAAAGCACCAAGCUGAACAAAUUGCUGCUUUGAAGGAACAAUUAGCAAAGCAAAAGUCUCAAUUAGAAGACCUUGAAAAGAACAUCAACAAAUAA